CCGUAUCUAUCUAGUAGCCUCGGAAACUGAAACGGUGGAAGGAUCACACGCUUCGCUGUAGCAGAGCUGGGCGGGAGUAGCUUAGAACAGACGGCGCUUCUGUUGGUCUUAACAUUCAAGUGUGUGUCCUAUGGUGAGGUGAAAAGCAAGGUGCUAGCAAUCUCAUUCCAAUCCCAACCCACCAAAUACUUGCGAAGAUCUUGAAGAAUUCAUCCAGCGGCCUGACAUCAACCACCUCUACGUCAUCCAUAAAGAAGUGUGUUGGCUGAUCAUUUCUUGACUGGGAUCUCACGCAAAACGAACAAACAGAUGAAUCAAUUCAAUCGUUUAGUAAUGACUGUUCUAGCUGCUGCAUCAGUCAUUCUCUGCGUGGCUUCAAUAAAGACACUAUAUAACCCACCUCGAAAUCCGUUGGACGUACUUAGACUUGAGGAGAAGAGCAACGAGUUAAAGGAGAAAGAAGGACUUAUACAAACGCUGACCAACAAACUGGCCUGUCUCACCAAGGGCGUCCUUCCUUCAGGUGGCUUUUGUCUUGAAGACACGAAGACUUUUCAAGGCGGGAAUAACGUAUGGGAUGGACGGCUGUGCGCAGGUCUUGAAGAGAUCUUUGGCCAUUCUACGGUUGGAGAUUUUGGUGCUGGUUUGGGCCACUACGGGAGCUGCUUCCUAAGAACUGGUGACAGCAUAGUAAAGUCGUCAAACCAAGAACAAGCAGCAGCACUUACAAAGACAUACCAGACGGAAAUGAGGGCAGCUAACUUGCUGGAAAAACCUCAAGUGGUCAAAUCAUGGGAAGGUUUCGAUUCUGCAUUCAACGUUGAACAACUGAGCUCUGGAAAAAUUCACACAACAGACCUUGCAGUCCCUCUGCAGUUGGAUCGCAAAUAUGACUGGGUUUUAAGUCUGGAAGUGGGUGAGCACAUACCACAGGAAAAAGAACAAACGUUCAUGGACAAUCUCGUAAAACAUGCCUGCAAAGGCAUCGUCGUCUCUUGGGCGGUGGUAGGCCAGGGCGGAUACAACCACGUGAACACGAGGAACAACGACUACAUUCAGCAGCAGAUGGAAAAGCGGGGAUUAAAGAUGGACCAGGAGGCCACACAAAAGCUGAGGACAAAUGCCGUUGUUUCGUGGUUUAAGAACACACUCAUGGUGUACAGGUUCCCAAAGCCGAAAUGCUGAUCCCAAAGUACAAUUACUGAUAAACUCUGUGUGUAUGUGUGUGUGUGUGAUGAGAAGCGCUCUUAGUAGCUGAGGGCCUGCUAGAACCUUACGAUGGGUACAGAUUUUUCAGAUUUUCAUAGCCUUCAAUGACUGGGUUAAAACAAUGCACUAAUCAAAUCUUUCUUGUUUAGGACAACACCUAAACAACCGAAACGCGUGCUUUUCGCAAAGUUUGAUACUUGGGAGAGUGACGGUUUGCUAUUUAUAUGGGAUGUGUGUGUGUGGGUGUCUGUGUGCGUGCGUUGUGAACUGAGUUUGUGAUCGUUGUAAGUUUCUGCAAAUACAGAUUUUUUCUUAUUUAUUAAAAUGGGGAGAUUACUUAAGAACAAGAGACCACUAUAAUUCCUUGAACAAAAGAAAAUAAGGAACCCUAGACCCGAAUUUAGAUAAAAGCGCUACGGGCCGAACAAGGGAAAGGCCCGUGCCAACAAGAAGUGUUGGCUUAAUACAACAACAACAACAACAAGAUAAAAGCAAUGGUCAGUCAACUCAUGUAGAAACCGGCCACCAACCCCACUCAAACAAUACAUACAUCUCUCU
This is a messenger RNA of Macrobrachium nipponense, 1767 nucleotides long. RefSeq lists its product as uncharacterized. The coding region runs from base 310 to 1185 and encodes 291 amino acids. Lineage: Eukaryota; Metazoa; Arthropoda; Malacostraca; Decapoda; Palaemonidae. The record is from RefSeq and is a predicted model, not a curated record. The transcript has 8 exons.